This is a messenger RNA of Microstroma glucosiphilum, 2124 nucleotides long. RefSeq names its product glycoside hydrolase. Lineage: Eukaryota; Fungi; Basidiomycota; Exobasidiomycetes; Microstromatales; Microstromataceae. Bases 121 to 1899 code for a protein of 592 amino acids. Gene Ontology annotation, molecular function: glucosylceramidase activity. The record is from RefSeq and is a predicted model, not a curated record. Gene Ontology annotation, biological process: glucosylceramide catabolic process. The transcript has 3 exons.
AGAUACUUCCCAUCUUCCCCCGACUUCAGCAUCCCCCCUCCCCCUCCCCCCCGUAUUUAGAGCCACUCUCCAGUCCCGUACGCCUUGACUAGCACCACAUUCUUUUAGACUCCAGAUACCAUGGCCUCCAGUUUCAAAGGCCUGCGCGGCCUCCUCGCCCUAGCCGUAGCCCUGGCCUCUACCCACUACACUCUGGCACAGAGCAGCAAUUCUGUGGUGAUUGACACCAUCUACUCGACGAUCUACUCGCACAAGACUCCCGGAGGCAUUGACCCUGGCCUUCUAGUCAAGACUUCACCCAAGAUCGCCUUUGUUCCAGGCAAUGCGGUCACAGAGUCCGUCAACAGUACUGAUGGCGGCACAACCCCUACCGUCGUUGGAGUCAACAUCGCAAGCAACAGGAACUUGCAGACCAUGACCGGCGGAGGCUGUGGUGUGACCGACAGUGCCGCCAUUGCGCUACAAGACUUGAAGGCCAGAGACGCGGAGAUCUACGACGAGAUCAUGGACCUCCUCUUCUCUCAAGACGAUGCCGUCAUCGAGAAGGGUGGUGUCGCCCUCAGCAACAUCCGAUCUCCGUUGGGCGCGUCCGACUUCGCCGGAGUUCUCUACUCCUACUCGGACACUACCGACUGCUCGCCUGAUACUGACUUGAAGCUAUUCGACAUUGAUAAAGCAGUCAAGAUGUGGGCCACGCACAAGGACGCUCUUGCACGCAAUCCCAACAUCGACCACUUCUUCGCUCCUUGGUCGCCACCUGCCUGGAUGAAGAAGCCCAAGGAUGGGGAGAGGUGCAGCAUGAUCGGCGGAAGUCUCAAGCCCGAAUAUUAUGGCGUGUUUGCCCAGUACCUGACCAAGUCAAUGGUCGCGAUCAAGGAGAAACUUGGCAAGACUCCCUAUGCCCUCUCGAUCCAGAAUGAACCGCAGUACCUGCCUCCCAACUACCCCGGCAACAAGCUUACUCCUGCUCAAGCUGCCGAAAUCGGUGAUCUGACCCGAGCUGCAUUGGACAAGGCUGGUCUGGACUCCGUCGGCCUUACCGCCUUCGACCACAACUGGGACGGAUACCAGUGGCCCAUCGACCUUCUCGACAACUCGACGUCCUACAACAGUAUCUCUUGGCACUGCUACGGAGGCCAGCCUUCAAGUCAAUUAUUAGUUAGUAACGCCUACCCAGAUUUGCCGGUUUUCAUGACUGAGUGCACUGUUAUUACUCAGUACAACUCUGAGCUCUGGAAGAAUCUACGAACGCAAGCCAUCAGGAUGCUCAUUGGUACCAUCCAGUACGGCUCGAGCAAGUCGAUCUUCUGGAACUGCGCCCUGGUCACCGACGACGAUGGAUUCACCACCCCCACCCUGCCCAACGUCUGCACAAACUGCAACGCCCCCAUUGUCAUCUACAAUUCCGGUGCUGGACCGGCACCUGCCAAUGGAGGCCAGCAGCUUUCUCACACCAGUACGCCUUCCACCAAGCGCGCGAUCCCCGAGAACCCCCACCAGCGAGACGGCACCGUUGCUCGUCCCUUCUCCAGUGUGUCCCGUCGUCAGAACAACAACGACGGCAAGCCCUACUACAAGCUCACUUCUGACUACGUCACCCUGAUGCACUUUGACCGUGCUACUCGUCCCAGGUCUGGCUCGGAGAAGAAUGCUAUCCGCACGGGUGUCACGACCUCUGAGCAGAAGAACAACAACGAGGAUGGCGAGCGCGUACGAGUCUCUGCUUUCAAGACUCCACUCGCAGGAAACAAGCACCGUUACUCUUUGAUUGUCCUCCAGAAGAACGACCAUGAGCUUACUGGCAAGUAUGAGAACGUCACCCUCCAGAUUGGAUUCGAGAACAUGGUCGCCAACGUCACGCUGCCCUGCGGCCUGCACACUCUGACGUGGGUGGCCUAGUUGCGCGAAACAUCCUCUCUACCAUUUUACUCGUGCCCUCUCUCGCUCCGACGAUAAGUGUUCGUAUCAGUGUUUAUUCAGCCCAAGCUCUGGCCGUACUCAUCUGGUGCGGUCCUAUAUUUGAAUCAUAUAUCCUUGUCCCUCCUUCGCCAGCUCGUCGUACUUUGCUGCUCGUCGGAAGUGACCACUCUUUCCCCUGACUGCCGCUCAGACUCCAAACGACAC